CAAUAGCAUGGCCGGGCUCGCCAUGAUUGCUGUUUAGACGAUCGUGAUGAUAGCAACGACUGUCAACAUGACCCAUUCCCUUCAUUGAAUCUUCUCUCCUUACUUUUGUACAAUUCGUUACCCCCCAUUGACUGGGUCUCUUUCCGUUCCGUCCUGGCCGAUUACGCCUUCUCUCUACGCCGGCGCGAUGGCCAUCCCAGGCGCCACCCAGCCGCUCGUCGCCGCCUUCUCAUUUGGUAUCGUGGUUAACGCAGCGUCGGCGGCGCUGUUUCUCUACAUCAACGGCCAUGGCUCAGCGAUAUUCCGGGACGGCCUGAGGCUGGUCCUCAUUACAUUCCUUCUAUCCUCGGCCCUGUGGGCCCAGGUUUCUUUCAUUGCGACGGUCAUCGAUACGACGGACAGUACGAUGCCGUGCCAGGCCGGCAUAAUUUUCUCGACCCUGUUCGAUCAGGUGGGAAGGUUCUCGGUCGAGCAGUACCUUUUGUGGGCCAUGAACACGGGCAGGAAGCAAUCGAUUGCCGACAUGAUAGCCCAGGCUCUCGUGGCAGGGCGUUUCGUCGUGGGGAUGGUGUUUGUUGGCUUUAGCAAGCCCCAGGUCGACACCGUCUGCGUGGCCUCGUCCUCUUCCCUCCCCAUCGCCAUUGUCACCAUUGCUCUAGAUGCUGUUAUCAUCGCCAUGUUUGCCGCUAGAGCAUACAUGACGCGGAUGGUCGCGGACAUCCAGGAGAACACCUCCAGCGCUGCUAGGAGCAAGUCCGUAUUGCUUGUCAUGGUUGGCUUCGGAAUCUGGACAGGGACGAGUGUUGCGAUGAUGCUGGGCAUGCCCGCGAUGGAUCUUAUCGUCAGGACUACCGUUCCGGCAGGCGGUCUCUCUAUUCUCAUCCUCAUUGUGACGGCUUGCACGGAGACCCUUGCAACUCCAAGGGGUAAGCCGUCGAGGCCCCCCGAGGCACCCUCGCCUAGACACAUCAAUAUCAGCCGUGAUAUCUCCUCGUCCGAAUCGAACGAUUGGCCUCCGACUCGCUACGAAGACUUGAAGGAACACGCCGUCCGAUCGUCGACCACGUUCCUGCAACCAAGGGAGGCACCUAGAGUUGACGAGGAAAAGAGUGAAUUCCCUGCCAUUACUGGACCGAUGGCGGGAGUGGUUCUUGGAGUGGGCGGACUGCCGGUCCAGGGCCAGCUAUUUCCUCCACCCCGUACCGAGACGACCAUUACAGCUGGAUCCGGCGUCGCGCGGAAGGUGGGUCUUGGGAGCCUGAAGAAGACCAGGGAUAUGUUCGGCUUUGCCAGAGGCGGCCCCGAUAAGACGACGCCAGCCGCGAAGCUCACAAUUGGAAAUCCUAUCCUGCAGGCCGACGACGAACAUAACCCCCUCAAGAAGAUCGCAACCAUCGAUUUGAAGGAGGCUGCUAGGGCGGAGAAGGAGAGGAGGGCCUUGGCAUUGAAGCUGGAGUCUGAUAUGAUUGCCCAACGGGCAGCCCCCCAGCCGCCAAACUUGAACCAGGAGGAAGCUCUCAAGCGAACCGCGAGCGUCAAGCGGAAGGAGGUAGCCUCGGUCUACUCACAACCCGGCCUGACUACAUCGAACCUGAACCCGCCAGUGCCGGAGUGGAAUGCUUCGACCACAUCGGCGCAGUUGUCCCCAGGUGUCGAGGAGAUCCGCCGACGGUCUCCGCGUCAAGCCUCCCAGGAGUUCCAAGUGCGCCCCGAAUUCCAAGAGCGUCCCGAGUUCCAAGAACAACCCGAGGAAUCUCGACCUGAAUCCCCUCUUGUUCCUGAACUCCCACGAGUAAAGACGCCGCAGGCUCUGCCAGAAGUCGUGACUAGGCCUGUGUCGGACUGGGGAUCGGAGCUUGUGGCAAAGCCUGCGCCGGAAGAGAAGCAGAGCCCUCCAGCAAUGCAAAUGCCAGCGACCGUCGUUCGGCCCACGAUUAGGCCCUCCAGGAAUUUGAGCUCGCCCAAAGCCCCUGCUCCGGAGCCAGAAAAGACAGUGUUGCAAAAACGUCCGACGAUCGGAUUGCCGGGAAACCCCAGAGCUCGAGGAUUGAAGCUGGCUAAAGAGGCAGGAAAUCAGACUCAGCAGACCGUCAUGUUCGUGAAUAGCAUCGUCUACGACGAUCCUACUGCGGUUCAGAACAUCAUAGACGGGGCCACCGAGGCUUCGAAGAUGCAGGCUGCCGACGGCCUCACCAGGUCGGCGUCGGUUGUAAACAGGCCGAGGCCGAUUCCCAGGAAAAUGAACGAUCCCGCGCCCCAAGACCUGUCGCAACAUCGUCGGAGCAAGUCGGGUGGCUCGCUGAUAAGCAGGAAGUCUAUUCUCAUGUCGAACGCGGGCAGCCCGACACAGCUCCCGCCCCUGCCACCGCCGCCGAAGAGUGCCAGGCCCGGGAUGCCGGGGAGGCCCCAUCCGAACAACACCAAGAGCAUGACGGUCGACGAAAAAAUGACCAUGUUCUUCCCUUCUCCGCCGAGCGGGAACAUGAAGCAGACAGCCUUGGCCCCGAUAGUUCCUCCAAUUCCGUCGUCUUUCCUCGAAUCGAACUCUCCCACAUCUGACGACGAUCGGCGACGCUCGAACAGGACUACAAGGACGUCUAUCAGGACCGAGGACGUGCUGAGCGUCGACGAGAUCCCGCUGAGGGAUCCGCGCGACACCAAGGUGUACAGCCCCGGAAGCUACCAAAACAUGGAAGAUGAAGCGGGCACGUCAUGGCUGCCAGGCAGUCCCAAUGACGACUUCGGGCAGAAUCGCGAGACUCAAAAUGCGUCGGAACGGGUGGCCGCCAAGCGGGCGUCAUCUCCGAUCAUUCCGGUCAGGAGUUCGGCGUGGACGGAGACCACCGAUGCGAGGACGCACGAUGAGGCGGCGGCGAACUGGUCUCCCGAACUCGCCGUGGGCAUUCAAGUCGCGCGGCGUGUUGCCAAGGCGACAGACAUCCAGAGGUCGAGGUCCGACGCGUCACGCGGCAGUGAGGAAGUGGCUUUCAUGCUGGACACCUCCGUCCAGGAGGGCAUCGAAGCUGGUGGAUUCUGGCUCAUGGACGACGACGACGACAAUGACGACAAUGUGCUGGCCGCAGAGUGUGCCUCUCAAGGCCAAUGGCAUAGGCGAGUGGGUGACGAAUGUCCAACGUUCUCGGCUAGAAAGCAGAAGACGCGCUCGAGGAAGAUGCCUCCGCCGACGCCCUUGCGCCUAAGUUCCAAGUCAAGCAGGAACAUGGUCGCCAUCCAAGCAGCCGAGCCUUCCCCCAUCGAGUCUCCGAAGCAAGCUAUUGAGCAGAUCCAAGCCCAACUCAAGAAGCUUGAGCAGCCCAACAGGGACUCGACGGAAAGCCAGGCCCGCCGACUGGCUCUUCUCGAGAACCUCGAAAAGGAAAUGGGCAUGCAGGAGGACCACUGGCACGAGAUGCAACACGACAUCGGCCGGGACUCCCUGUCCAGCCUCAGGACCACUUCGCCAAACAGGAACUCUCGCAGGGAAUCCAUGAUCAUCGGCAACCACAUGGCUGCAGAUGCCGCGGCGCGAUCUAGCAUUGCGCUCGAGCGAAGGGCGUCAAGGCGCGCCAGGAUGCGAAGCGGCACCCCCUCUAGGGCAGCCGAGGAACCGGCCGCAGUUGCCGACAACUCCAGGGUGAGCGUCUGGCAGCAGCGGCUGGCCGAGGCCCAGAUGGAGUACAUGGAUGUCGCCGACCGGCAAAAGCGCAACAGCGUGAACUUCCUGCCUGCGUCAAUUGCCAACCUGGGCAGUCCGACUCCUCCGGAGUCCGAUGAUUCUGACCAUGAAACCGGAGUAGCCAGGGGCCGGAUUGAUGCGAUUGUUGCCCCACCAGCAGCACGGGGAACGCGGCAUCAAAAGUCGCUGUGGACGCCGAAACCCAGGGCGGUGACUCGUUCGGCCAGCAUGUUGUGGACUCGGGAUGCCAAAGCUUCAAAGGAGGGAACGACCGACCUCCCCGGCAUCUCCGUCCGCCCUGCCCCGAGGAAGGAAAUUGCGCCUCUCCAGAUUCAUAGCACGCAGCUCUGGACCAAACCCCACAACACCAAGACGCGGGCGACUGGGGGGCUCUGGCGUCCCGUCUGGGCUGCCCCGCAGCCCAGCGCAGAUCCCCAACGGACGUCCAGGCCGCUGUCGCAAAACUUGUCUCAGAAGGCUCCGCGGCCACUGACACAGCGGCCACCAAGGCGGAACAAGCGAGUCACCCUGCUCCCAGACAUUGUCGAGAACCCCGAGCCCCUGCCGGACAAGCGGGGUACCCUGGGCAUCUUCCAAUUCCCAUGGGGCGAGCGGUCUGACACCGCCAUGGUCCAGCCCACGAGGUCAACAGCGGUCAUGGCCAUGCCCGGAACCAUGACUUCGGGCGGCCUGUCGACCAGCGUCACUCACGACGCGCGGUCCCGGCAACUCGAGGCGGCCGAGUACUCGUCGUCCUUCUUCGACGACUACGACGACGAGGGCCGGGAUUCCGAUGACUACGAGGGCGACGACACCGACGACGAUUUUGACGAGACCACGCUCUGGGAGAUUGCGAACCUGCUCAAGUCGGACGGCGUGCCUUCCAAGCUCAGCAUGUUCCCUCCGCCUCUGCCCAGCAAUGCCGUGGUCGACGACGAUAUCGACAUGCCCUCCGACGACGAGGCCGAAUGCUCAAAGCAGAAGAAGAAGCAUUCCAUCGUCAUCGGCCUCGCCGAGGAUCCAUCCGAGCAGCCUGGGCAAUCCGUGCUCUGGAACGCUCCGUCGGAGUCGCAGGAGGGCGCCGACCACGGAAAGGGCCUGCCCGAGCCAGACGGCAAGACGUGGGAAGCCUACGGCGGAAGCGCUGAAACCGCGCGGGCCAAGCCUCGACAGGCGGAGCCAGCCGCCAUCGAGAGCGAUAGCCUCUGGACUGCCGAGUCGGACAACAAGAGAGACUCGUCCUCUUCCCCCGAGCCGCUGUGGACCACCAAGGAUCAGGCGUCGAAGAUUCCCCGGCCCGCCAGCGAGAUCAAGCAGGCGAGGAAGGAGCGCAGGCAGCAGAACCGCGGCCUGUGGAAACCAUCCGCCACCUCGCACGCCGGCGACUCGCAAGGCAUGUUCAAGGUCGACCCGCACCGCUCCGAAUACCGCACCACGUCCGCGGACCCCGCCGCCGAACACAUGAUCCGUAAGCCGCGCGCCGGCGCCGGUGCCAGCCAGGCGCUGGACGUCCUCAGCUCCAGCGCCAUGUGGGCCAAGACGACCGGCCGCGACGCCCGCUUCCACCAGCUGAGCCACGGCCUGUGGAGCCACCCCUCUGCCGGGCCCGCGGCACCCGCUCGCGAGCCGGCCGCCGAGGGCGGCACAUCGCUGCUGUUCACCGUCGACCGCACGCGAUCCGACCACCGCACCACCACCAAGGAGCCCGCCGCCAAGGACAUGAAGCGCAAGCCCCGCCCCGCAGAGCACCACCUCGACGAGCCCCUGAGCCAGCUCGCGUCCGAGAGCCUCUGGGCGGCCGAGACGCUGCAGGCCGCCAACGCCGCCGCCGAGCGCAACUGGAUCGUCGCCGUGAAGCCGGAGCCGGCGACGGCCACGGUGCCCCUGCGCCGCCAGUACCGCCCGACAACGGUCGCCUACAGGGCCGACUGGGACGCCGCGCUGCAGGAGGCCAUCGAGGCCAGCUACCCGGGCACCACGAAGAGGAGGGCCGCCGCGACGCCGGAGGAGUGGGCCGCCGCGCUGGAGGAGGCCGUCGCGCUGGGGUCGCGCGGCGGGAAAGAGACCAACAACAACAACUCCGACAUGGCGCAGCAACAGCAACAGGAGGAGUACGACCCGAUGAUCCGCGCGCAGAUCGAGGCCCUCGAGCAGGAGAGGCUGUUUGCGCAGCAGGCGGCGAGCGAGGUGCUGGCGCGGCAGUCCCGGCUUCCCCAUCCUCCUCCCGCCUCGCCGACGGAGGAGGAGCAGCUCAUGUGGUCGCAGCAGCUGGAGCAGGCCGCCGCGGCGGCCGGAGCUAACGGCGCCAUGUGGAAGGCGCCGUCGGCGCCUGUGCCGACGCCGGUCGCGGCGGCGAAGGAGGAGGACGAGGAGAGGAUGCGCAGCGUGCGCAAGAAGGAGAGGAAGCGCGAGGAGAUCUUGGCGCGCAUCGCGGCCAUCGAGUCUGGGGCUCCCGACCCGGGGUUCGCGGACCAGGAGGGGUUGUGGAGUGGGAAGGAGGGGGAGGCGGGGGCGGGGAGUAGGAAGAGUCAGGGGGUUGUGUUGAGGUAUUGAGGGAGGCGGUUGUGAGCUCCAGGGGAUGGUUACUUGCUUGCAAGGCCUUGGGAGAUGUUCGUUCCCCGGGGAUGUAUAAAUCUUGGAAUACUCCUUGUACUUAAUGGACCAUGAGCCGUCCUUUCGUUUCGAACAUUGUCUGCCCCCUUUUUUUUCUUGUUUUGUUUUCCCCCGUUCUAUCGUUGCGCUUACUGAUAUAUUAAAAGUAUGUUUGAGAAUAAAUCGAGUGCUUACA
Phialemonium atrogriseum is the source of this 6464-nucleotide messenger RNA. RefSeq lists its product as uncharacterized. The record is from RefSeq and is a predicted model, not a curated record. The coding region runs from base 188 to 6229 and encodes 2013 amino acids. NCBI's taxonomy places the organism in Eukaryota, Fungi, Ascomycota, Sordariomycetes, Cephalothecales, Cephalothecaceae. The transcript has 4 exons.